Papilio polytes (common Mormon) is the source of this 990-nucleotide messenger RNA. RefSeq names its product Down syndrome cell adhesion molecule-like protein Dscam2. The record is from RefSeq and is a predicted model, not a curated record. Gene Ontology annotation, cellular component: axon; plasma membrane. The transcript has 7 exons. Gene Ontology annotation, molecular function: protein binding. Gene Ontology annotation, biological process: cell-cell adhesion; axon guidance. Lineage: Eukaryota; Metazoa; Arthropoda; Insecta; Lepidoptera; Papilionidae. Bases 1 to 990 code for a protein of 329 amino acids.
AUGAGCCAGCGCGUCGUCGCUCACAGAUCGAGGAGAAGAUACCGUUGCCGCGUACACAACCGCUUCGGUAGCAGCGAGCGGAUCAUCUUUCUCCGCGUUGACGAACCACCGGAAGCGCCGAGUUCCGUACAAUUAGCCGGAGCGAGUUCGAGGUGGAUCCGCGUGCGGUGGCGAAGCCGCGGCAGCGGGCGUGUGGAGGGUGCGGGGGACGUGCACUACUGGGCGGAGUGUGAGCCGUUGCCCGGCGACGCCGCGCCGCCGCUCAACUUGACUUUGGACACCGAGGAGGAAAGCGUACCUGACUCCCAAGGAUACCGGUCGCUGAGCGCGCUGGUGGCGGGCGUGCGCCCCGCGGCCGCGUACGCCGUGCGUGUGCUCGCCGCCAACCGCGCGGGCCGCUCGCCGCGCUCCGAGCCGCUGCUCGUCACCACGCUGGAGGAAGAAGUGUUUUAUAACCCGUGCCCCGCCUAUGCAGCGCCGAGCGGGCCGCCGCGGCAGGUGCGCGUGCGGCCGGUGGACACGCGCGAGAUGCACGUUUCCUGGAUGGUCCCGGUGCAGCACACAUGGAAUGGAGAACUAGUGGGAUACGCGGUGAGGUGGCGAGCGAUGGGCGCGAGCGGUGGCGAGGGGGCGGGGCGCGGCGCGGGGUGGGCGGUGGUGAGAGCUGGAGGCGCGGGUGGUGGCGGGGGCGGCACGGAGCUGCGCGUGCGCGGGCUUCGCGAGUUCACGCGCUACGAAGUCACGGUGCUCGCGUUUAACGCCGCCGGUUUGGGCCCGCCUUCGCAAGUCGUGUACGCCGCCACUGUGGACGGAGACCAUCUUACAAUCUGGCGCACCACGUGGGGCAGAGGCAGGGCGAAUCAGCCGAAGACCAACGUGGGGCAGGGCGAAUUAGCGGAGAAACAACGUGGAAGGAAGUCGUCCAGUUACUAUAACUUCUCCACUACAAAAACUGGCGACCAACGCACGCUGGACGAAUCUGCCAAGUAA